Amyelois transitella is the source of this 1389-nucleotide messenger RNA. It is a transcript of the gene Fdh, whose product is annotated as alcohol dehydrogenase class-3. Gene Ontology annotation, biological process: formaldehyde catabolic process. Bases 152 to 1282 code for a protein of 376 amino acids. Gene Ontology annotation, cellular component: cytosol. The transcript has 2 exons. Lineage: Eukaryota; Metazoa; Arthropoda; Insecta; Lepidoptera; Pyralidae. The record is from RefSeq and is a predicted model, not a curated record. Gene Ontology annotation, molecular function: S-(hydroxymethyl)glutathione dehydrogenase [NAD(P)+] activity; zinc ion binding.
UGAUUUGAUAGUCUAGUCGUCGCAAACCUUAGGUUGUCUCGAGUAUAGACUAGUUAAGACCCGUAAAACUUAACUUCAGCUCUUUGGCCGCCCUCAGUCCCUGACCCCACUUCAUUUAUUAGUAGUCAAUCAGAGUAGUUGUCUGCGCAACAUGUCUACAGCCGGAAAAGUAAUAAAGUGUCAAGCUGCAGUGGCCUGGGAAGCCGGGAAACCUUUGUCGCUGGAAGAAAUCGAGGUGGAUCCGCCAAAAGCUGGCGAAGUGCGUGUAAAAAUUGUCGCCACUGGUGUGUGCCAUACAGACGCUUACACACUUUCUGGGAAAGAUCCUGAAGGCGUUUUUCCCGUUAUUUUGGGACACGAAGGCGGCGGCAUCGUCGAGAGCGUAGGCGAAGGGGUGACUUCUGUAAAGCCAGGUGACCACGUCCUACCGCUUUACGUACCUCAAUGUAAUACUUGCAAAUUCUGUCUCAACCCAAAAACGAACUUGUGUCAGAAAGUGCGCGUUACGCAGGGCCAAGGCGUUAUGCCCGAUGGUACGAGGCGUUUCCGCUGCAAAGGAAAGGAGCUUUACCAUUUCAUGGGUUGUUCUACAUUCAGUGAAUACACAGUAGUUUUGGAGAUUUCUUUGUGCAAAGUGUCCAAUACAGCACCAUUGGAUAAAAUAUGUUUGCUGGGUUGUGGUGUGCCUACUGGUUAUGGAGCAGCCCUGAACACGGCCAAAGUGGACCCUGGCUCUAACUGUGCUAUCUUUGGUUUGGGAGCUGUGGGGUUGGCAGUGGCUCUCGGGUGCAAGGCAGCUGGUGCCAAGCGCAUUAUUGGAGUUGACAUAAACCCUGGCAAAUUUGAUGUUGCAAAGAAAUUUGGAGUCAAUGAAUUUGUCAACCCUAAGGAUUAUGACAAACCAAUUCAGCAGGUGCUGGUUGACUUGACAGAUGGUGGCCUGGACUAUACUUUUGAAUGUAUUGGUAAUGUUAAUAUCAUGCGUUCUGCAUUGGAGGCUUGCCAUAAAGGCUGGGGAGUGUCUGUGAUCAUUGGAGUCGCAGGUUCAGGAGAGGAGAUCAGUACACGCCCGUUCCAGCUUGUCACAGGCCGCACAUGGAAAGGAACAGCUUUUGGUGGAUACAAGAGCCGUGAUAGCAUUCCUAAACUAGUUGAUGAAUACACAAGUAAGAAACUGCCCUUAGAUGACUUCGUAACACACAAUGUGCCUCUGAAGGAGAUCAAUGAGGCCUUCCACUUGAUGCAUGCGGGCAAGUCUAUCCGGGCAGUCGUACACUUUUAAUUGAAAGAUAUCCAUCUACAAUCACAACAUGUUAUUAAGCAUUUCCCUAUCUGAUCAGAGUUUGUAAUUGCAUUUGAUGCAAAUAAAUUAUUUUGAUGUUAAAAACA